AUGGAUUACACAACCGGUCCGUUACUUUACCCAAGUCUGGGGCAAAAUGUCAGCUUCCUGUUCAACUUGACGGCCAACUCCAGUUCUGGCUACGCCGGCCUGUCACCACAGACGAGCAGCACCAUCGGCACCAUCCUGAUCGUAGCGUUGACCAUCAACAUGGUGUCGAUGGGAUGCACCAUGGAGGCAACCAAGAUCAUGAAAAACAUAUUAAAACCCAAAGGAGUGGCUACUGCUAUCCUGUCACAGUACGGGGUCAUGCCCCUGACCGCCUUUGUUCUAUCUAAGGCCUUCCAGCUGCAGGGCAUGAUGACAGUGGCAGUGUUGGUGUGUGGCUGCAGCCCCGGAGGAGCGUUCUCCAACAUCCUGGCUCUGGCUCUGAAGGGGGACAUGAACCUAAGCAUCGUGAUGACCUCCUGCUCCACCUUGCUGGCUCUGGGCAUGAUGCCGCUCCUCCUCUACAUCUACUGCCAGGGCUUCGCCAACGUGCACAAGCUCGUGCCGUACACUCAGAUCGUCAUAUCGCUGGCCCUGAUCCUCGUGCCCUGCGGCGUCGGCAUCGUCAUCAACCACUACAGGCCCAAGUACGCCAACAUCUUCCUGAAGGUCGGCAUCUCCGUCUUGCUGGUGAGCGUCGCGACAGUCAUAGUCAUGCUCGUCGUCGAAAUGGGAGAAGCCUUCAUGACGGUGCUGGCGCCCAGCCUCAUGGCCAUCUCCUUCAUCAUGCCGCUCAUCGGCUACUCCUUCGGAUUCGUCAUCUCCUCGCUCUUCAAACUCAGCCACUCGCAGCGGAGGACUGUUGCCAUGGAGACGGGCUGUCAGAACAUCCAGCUGUGCUCCACCAUCCUGAAGGUGGCCUUCCCGCCGGAGGAGACGGGCCCGCUCUUCAUGUUCCCCAUGAUCUUCGGGAUCUUCCAGCUGUCGGAGGCCGCGGCGCUCAUCGUGCUGUUCAGGUGUUACGAAAGGUUCACCAGCAAGGAGAAAGAACCCUGCCAGCCUGCGAUCAACGAGAGCGACAUGAAGGAGCCUCUGAAGAAGCUGAACGCGGAGAAAGACCCAAAGGAUCACCAUUUCUCCGAAGCUUGA
Salarias fasciatus (jewelled blenny) is the source of this 1086-nucleotide messenger RNA. It is a transcript of the gene slc10a1, whose product is annotated as solute carrier family 10 member 1. The record is from RefSeq and is a predicted model, not a curated record. Gene Ontology annotation, biological process: bile acid and bile salt transport. Gene Ontology annotation, cellular component: membrane. The coding region runs from base 1 to 1086 and encodes 361 amino acids. Gene Ontology annotation, molecular function: bile acid:sodium symporter activity. Lineage: Eukaryota; Metazoa; Chordata; Actinopteri; Blenniiformes; Blenniidae. The transcript is spliced from 7 exons.